Molecule: messenger RNA, 327 nt
Organism: Myxocyprinus asiaticus (Chinese sucker)
Lineage: Eukaryota; Metazoa; Chordata; Actinopteri; Cypriniformes; Catostomidae
Product: nucleoside diphosphate-linked moiety X motif 17-like
Exons: 3
Coding region: 1-327 (108 amino acids)
Source: RefSeq, a predicted model, not a curated record
AUGACCUGUCUGGUUAAAGCUGUGGAUGGCAAGGAGGAUUCUGUUCAAAUACCAGCUGAACGGCCAAAGACCGCCAGUGUGAAGGUGGUGUCUCCACACGUUGAGCUGAUUGACACCUCCCUGCCUUUUUCUCUGUUCUGUAACCGAGCCCCGGACCACGGCAAGGACAUCGAGCAAGUCAGCACUAGAACCAAAUACGCCUUAGAGCUGUGGUUAAAAACAGUGGAGCCUCAUGCUGAGAUGGGUUACCUGCUCAUCUCUCGGAAUGCUUCUGUUUAUGUACGCGACCAUUUAUGCCAAAGGACACAACAUCCCCUGCUGGACUGA